AUGGCAGGACCCAGGCCUGUAGUACUGAGUGGGCCCUCUGGAGCUGGAAAAAGCACUUUGCUGAAGAAGCUUAUGAAGGAUUAUGAAGGAGUCUUCGGCUUCAGUGUGUCUCAUACUACAAGAAACCCACGCCCUGGUGAGGAGGAUGGAAAAGGCUUGAAUUGUCUCCCAAUGCUUCUGGGAGCUACGUUACUGCCAGUAGCAGACGUCUUAUCUUCUGAGUCAUCUGAAGACUACCAUUUUGUCACAAGGGAGAAGAUGCAAGAAGGCAUUGACAAAGGAGAUUUCAUAGAAAAUGCCGAAUUUUCUGGAAACAUGUAUGGGACAAGCAAGCAAUCCAUUGAGGAUGUUCAGGCCAAAAACCUCAUCUGCAUACUGGAUGUUGACAUUCAGGGAGUGAGAAAUAUCAAGAAGACUGACCUUAACCCCAUCUAUAUCUCCAUCCAGCCUCCAUCCAUGGAGAUCUUGGAAAAGCGUUUGAGAGACAGGCAGACGGAGUCAGAGGAGAGUUUACAAAAGCGUUUGGAGGCAGCAAGGAUUGACAUGGAAUUAAGCAAGGAACCUGGAGUAUUUGACUUGGUCAUUAUUAAUGAUGACUUAGACGAAGCAUAUGAGAAACUUAAAAGUGUUCUUAGUGAAGAAAUCCAGAAGGUUCAGGAUGCCAAGAAGUAA
Messenger RNA from Chanos chanos (milkfish), 672 nucleotides. RefSeq names its product guanylate kinase 1b (gene guk1b). Bases 1 to 672 code for a protein of 223 amino acids. Lineage: Eukaryota; Metazoa; Chordata; Actinopteri; Gonorynchiformes; Chanidae. Gene Ontology annotation, molecular function: GMP kinase activity. The record is from RefSeq and is a predicted model, not a curated record. Gene Ontology annotation, cellular component: cytosol. The transcript is spliced from 8 exons.